Gadus morhua (Atlantic cod) is the source of this 1383-nucleotide messenger RNA. RefSeq names its product zinc finger, C4H2 domain containing (gene zc4h2). The record is from RefSeq and is a predicted model, not a curated record. Gene Ontology annotation, biological process: positive regulation of neuron differentiation. Bases 106 to 780 code for a protein of 224 amino acids. The transcript is spliced from 5 exons. Gene Ontology annotation, cellular component: nucleus. Lineage: Eukaryota; Metazoa; Chordata; Actinopteri; Gadiformes; Gadidae.
GUUCCCCUUCGGCCGUGCGCGCCUCCAUGCGCGCACACGCCAGCUAUUGUGUUUUUAUUAGGGCCAUACUGGGAGUCUGAGUUUGACAAUUUAAGGUCUCAAAUCAUGGCGGAAGAGCAAGAAAUCAUGUGCAAAUUAGAAAAUAUAUUAGAGAUAAGGAACAAAACCAUCCAAAUGCAGAAGAUCAAAUCUCGCCUGAAGACAGAGUUUGACUCUCUGGAGUCUGAGGAGAAGCACCUGAAGGAGUACAAGCAGGAGAUGGACCUGCUGCUCCAGGAGAAGAUGGCCCACGUUGAGGAACUGCGGCUCAUCCACGCUGAUAUCAAUGUGAUGGAGAGCACCAUCAAGCAGUCUGAGAACGACCUGAACAAGCUUCUGGAGACCACCCGGCGGCUGCACGAUGAGUACAAGCCCCUGAAGGAACACGUGGACGCGCUGAGGAUGACCCUGGGCCUGCACAGACUCCCCAACCUCAACGAGGAAGAGGAGAAGCUCUCCCUGGAUUACUUUGAGAAGCAGAAAGCCGAGUGGCAGAAGGAGCCCCAUGAGCCCGCCAUCCCUGAGUCCCUCGCAGCGGCGGCGGCUGCAGCUCAGCAGCUACAGGUCUCCAGGAAGCAAGACGCCCGCCAGACAGCCACAUUCAGGCAACAGCCUCCCCCUAUGAAGGCUUGCCUCUCGUGCCACCAGCAGAUCCACCGGAACGCACCCAUAUGUCCCUUGUGCAAGGCCAAGAGCCGCUCCCGCAACCCAAAGAAGCCCAAGAGGAAACCAGACGAAUAGGUGCGCCGAUCCUCUGGGUUCUCUGUUCAUGUUCAAAGGCAACAGGUCCGGUACGCCGAUCUUAUGGGUCAGCAAUGGAUAUUUUCUAUUUGUUUUUGUUUUUUUAGGUGAAGCCUGACUGUCUCUAAAAAGCUGUUUCCAUAAUACAGUUUUAGCAAUGACUAUACCACAUAACCUGUACUAACGAUCUGUGUUUAUAUGUAACCAUAACUGUGUAUUAGGUUUACUUGCCAUGGACCGAACUGCUGCCAAAAUUGAAGAAAGAAGGAAAUAAUAAAACUGUGUCGUAGUAGUAGUUGUGAAGUAUUGCUCAUAUUGUUGUUUAUUCACUUAAAAUAUCUUUUUCAACUUUUUAAUUUAACUGUUAUUCGAAAGCAUGUUUCUAUGGAUUACUGUCUCGUAUUUCUGUGACCAUAGAAAGACCUCAGUAGGUUUAUCGGACAUGUUGAAUUAACUGUAAUGUUGUUUAAAUGUUUAUGUCGUACACGUGACCACAACCUGGAACGUGAGGUAAAAAAAAGGGACUUAUAUGCUUUGAAUGGUGUUGUGUGUUAAAACUUUAAUACAAUACAAAAAAAAAUAAAUGGCUGUUUUGUACUCAAA